Messenger RNA from Geodia barretti, 1471 nucleotides. The record is from the annotation of a GenBank genome assembly. Lineage: Eukaryota; Metazoa; Porifera; Demospongiae; Tetractinellida; Geodiidae.
CUGACUUGGAAUUAGGCGGGGCUCGUCACCUCGCGCGUGCGCGUGGCUUGUUCGUCUUCUAAUCGUCAUGGACGGACACAAGUUAUCACCGACUGUGCUCUGGGCACAACGAAAGCACUUCAUUUUGCUUCGAGUGCAGGUCAAAUCCUUGGAGAAACCUGACUUUGACAUUCAUGAAUCACACAUGACUUUCAAAGUGUUUGGGGAAGGGCUUAGUGGAAAAGCUACCUAUUCCUUUGACCUUGUAUUCUGUGAACCGAUCAAUACUGAGCACUGCCGCGUCAAAUUUUCUGAAAACGAGAUUGAAUUCCGGAUAGUGAAAAAGGAAGUGAGUGUGUGGCCACGAUUACAGAGCAGUCAGGAGAGACCUCCCUGGCUGAGGGUCGACUUUGACCACUGGGAGGAGCUCAGCGACGGAGAGGAGCCGGCAGAGGGAGAGGGAGAAGAAGACGGCGAUGUGACAACGGCAGGACACAAGAAACCUCUAUCACGAGAGAGACUGGAGGAAAUCAAGGAAAAACAGGCACAGAUGAUAUCUGAAAUGGAAAAGGUGAAAAAGGAGGCUACUCAACUAUGGAAAACUGUAGACACGGCCAAGAAGGCUUACCUCCUGUUGUAUAAUGGAGUUCAGUGGGCCGGGUUUAUCCUCAUUGUGAUGAGCCUUCUCAAGUGUCUCACCAAAGGAAGAGAGGGUAUUUCGACUGCCUAUAGCUCCACCGGCUCCAUGUUGAUGUUCUCCCAAGCACUGAUGAUGCUGGAAAUCCUCCAUUCUGCAUUCGGGCUCGUAAAGAGUGGCAUUACGACUGUCUUUCUUCAGGUGUUUGGCCGGUUUCUGAUCCUGUUUGCUGUGCUGCGUCCGUCCGUUGAAAUUCAUGAGCACCCAAUUGUCUAUGUGCUGUUCUUGGUGUGGUCUCUAAUUGAGAUAUUCAGAUAUCCCUAUUAUGCUCUCUCGGUGCUUGGCAUGGAAGCAAAAACACUGACAUGGUUGAGAUACACUGCGUGGAUACCACUCUAUCCGUUGGGAUUCACUUCUGAAGCUACCGUUUUGUGGCUCUCUAUUCCACACUUCAAGAACUCGGGAUACUUUCAGUUUGAUCUACCAAAUCCUCUAAAUUUCUCUUUCGACCUCGUAUCCCUCAUUUGGAUUGCCAUAUGCUGCGUUCCUCCAAUUGCCUUUGUUGAAAUGAGACACAUGUACUCGCAGAUGAAAAAGAGGCUUGCUAAACUCAAGAGCGAAUGACACUCAGUGGACCCUACAUUCGAUGUUAGGUUAUAAAACUUGAUAUUAAAGGUCCUGUACAUUGUAUUCUAACACAAUCUUUGUCGCACAAUGAUACAGUGACAGUAUAUGGAUAUUUUCCAUCAUUUUACAAAGUGUGUCUAAGCGUUCUAUGGCGACAGCAAGGUGGAAACAGCGUCUAUUCUCCCAUAAUGAACCCCGAUGUCCUGCCCAUCCAGUAGGCGAGUAGGA